This is a messenger RNA of Psilocybe cubensis, 729 nucleotides long. RefSeq lists its product as uncharacterized. NCBI's taxonomy places the organism in Eukaryota, Fungi, Basidiomycota, Agaricomycetes, Agaricales, Agrocybaceae. The transcript is spliced from 5 exons. The record is from RefSeq and is a predicted model, not a curated record. Bases 1 to 729 code for a protein of 242 amino acids.
AUGCCAUUUGGCUCUGGUGUAUCUAAUAUUCCCCGAUGCCCCGACAGCUCACGUCUAAAUCUAGAUGACCUCGUUGACUCUACAAUAGAGUCUUUCGAGCUUCUAGUGCCUUGGUGUAGUGGGCAGGAGAGCGGAUCAAAGGCGGGGACCAUGAUUAGAGCUCAAGCGUGUUCGUACGCUAUAGCUAUUGACAAGUCUAUUAUCGCAGCUCAAUAUGGAUUUAACACUGCGCGAGAAGUGUUGACCAUUGUGCGCUUGUCUAAGGCUUGCGACAAAAAAGGGACGCAGGAGCAUUGGAAGGACAUGCUUAAGUGGGCCGAACGUGGAAAGAAGAACGCAAUCGAUGCGCAAAAGGAGUUUAGGAAUGUACGAGUAAUUUUGAUGAAGCUCAUCGAACAGGCUAAAAGGGACCCCGAAGAAACUCAUGAUCAGCUAGAUACACUCAAAAGUCAUAUUCCGGUCCUGGAGCGAUUCAGUGAACAAGUUUCUCAAUUCGCUUCCUGGUGGAACGGCCUCGAGAUGCAGAACGGCUCCCAGCAUAGGCGCACUAUGAUGUUGCAAUCCAUGUAUAAUCAAGUCCGCGAAGCGUCCGUGGUAGCCGAGUGGAUGAAGCUGGAGGAUCAGUAUGUUGACUAUACAUCUGCGAUCAAGGACUUGACAGAGCUCAAUCCUGACUACAAAACGAUAUUGCAACAAGCGCUGGCGGGUAAUAUGUCAACAAGUAGAUGA